Messenger RNA from Cryphonectria parasitica EP155, 2220 nucleotides. RefSeq lists its product as uncharacterized. The coding region runs from base 494 to 2017 and encodes 507 amino acids. The record is from RefSeq and is a predicted model, not a curated record. NCBI's taxonomy places the organism in Eukaryota, Fungi, Ascomycota, Sordariomycetes, Diaporthales, Cryphonectriaceae. Gene Ontology annotation, cellular component: fungal-type vacuole membrane; Mon1-Ccz1 complex. Gene Ontology annotation, biological process: vesicle-mediated transport; protein targeting to vacuole. The transcript is spliced from 3 exons.
AAAUAAUACUUGACUACAAAGCAUCAAGUCAGUCGACGAGAUACCAGCCACUUGAUCGAACCUCAAGCCAAACAUCAAGUUGCCAUACACUCUUACAGCACAACACAAUAUUUUGUGUCUCAAAAACCUCCCAACAUGCAGUUGACCAGCUUUCCAAGGACAUACGGGGUGGCUCCACCGGCCCGCCAGCCGUCACCGCCGUCAAACAAACCCACCACCUCUGCCGUCACACCGUCGUCAGCCUCCGUGUACACCGAAUACUCCCUCCGUCCAGCUCGCCGCCAAGCCCACCACCGCAAUCACCCCUAUAGACAUCCAGACCCUCUCCUUUCCCGACGGCUCGCGGGGCACCUUCGAGGGCGGUGGAGCCGAGUCUGGCUCCAAGGCCGCAUCCUCAAGGGCAUCCAGCGGCCAUGCCACGCCCGCCGAGCUCGGUGGCUUUGUGCCUGGCUCCGCGCUGCCCGGUGGUGGCGGCGACGAUUCGGCCAGUGUGAUGAGUUUCGCGCCGACGAUGCGCCCGCCCGCAGAUCUCGCAAGUCUCGUCGCGGGGGGUCUGAACAAGAAGAGCAGGGCCUGGGCGCUGCUGAGGUCGCAGUCUGCAGCUGUGCAGCCGUUCCAGAGGGCCAGGCAGUAUGCGACCGACGGCCUGGGGGACUUCGAGCGCGAGUUCGACGAGAUACCGGACGAGGGCGACGUGGGCGAUGAGGUGCGCCUGGUACAGUGGCGGUCCAAGCUGAAGCACUACAUGAUCCUGUCGUCUGCUGGCAAGCCGAUAUGGAGUCGCCACGGGGACGUGAGCCUGAUCAACUCGUCCAUGGGGGUUGUGCAGACCAUCAUAUCCUUCUACGAAGGCAUGCAGAAUCCUCUGCAGGGCUUCACUGCCGGCAACGCUCGUUUUGUCGUGGCCACCGAGGGGCCUCUCUACUUUGUGGCCAUCAGCCGGCUUGGCGAGAGCGAUAUGCAGCUUCGAGACCAGCUGAAGGCCUUGUACAUGCAGAUCCUCUCCACCCUAACCCUGCCCACCCUCACCAAGAUCUUUGUCCACAGGCCCUCGACCGACCUGCGAACGCCGCUCCAGGGGACCGAGGGCCUGCUGUCAUCCCUCGCAGACAGCUUCACAAAAGGCUCUCCGAGUUCGAUGCUUGGCGCCCUGGAGUGCCUGAGGAUACGCAAGUCGCAGAGGCAUGCCCUCAACAAUGCCUUCCUCAAGGGCAAGACCGAGAACCUGCUGUACGGCCUCAUUGUCGCCGGCGGCAAGCUCGUCAGCGUCAUCCGCCCGAGGCGACACUCCCUCCACCCCAGCGACCUGCAGCUCAUCUUCAACAUGCUGUUCGAGUCCGGAGGCAUCCAGGCUGGGGGCGGCGAGAACUGGAUCCCACUCUGCCUGCCCGCCUUCAACAGCAGCGGGUACCUGUACAUGUACGUCAGCUUCUUUGACGAGCCGUCCAGCGACGACCACGAACACGACAUGCCGCAUGCUACCGUUCCACCAUCCGAGGAACAGAUUGCCAUCAUUCUCAUCAGCCCGGAUAAGGAGUCCUUCUAUGACCUCAAGGAGAUGCGCGAUAGGGUCGCCGCCAACCUCGAAAAGAACGGCCACCUCGAGAUCAUCAAGACAGCCGUCAAGGUGGGCCGGUCAAAGAUCACCUCCAUCGCCCCAGGCAGCCAGAUCAGCCAUUUCUUGUACAAGUCUCGGGCCAACGUACAGUUUUGCAUCCAUGACGAUGACGAGACUGUGUCACCAGGCGACGACGGCCUCGUCUCGCGCAGGCGUCUCAUGACCCUCUACCACCAGCUCCACGCCUCCGCACACGCCCGCCACUCCCACCUCAAGAUCCUGCACUGUGCCGGCCAGGACGCCACCAGCCUGGCCUGGGUCACCCCCGUCUUCGAGUUCUACUGCGUGGCGGGCCCGAAUGUAUCACGGGCGAUCCUGACGCAGGGCGCCAACAAGAUCGUCCAGUGGGCCAAGAAGGAGGAGGAGCGCCUUUUCAUUAUCGGAGGCGGCGUGUUCUGACAGUAUAUAGAGAUAGAUACCCCAGGAGCCGGAACGGGCAGCAAGUAUACAGAUAUGUACAUAUAUACACAUUCACAAAUACGUACCACGUCAAGCCACACCAGAGGUAGUCGCCCUUCGGCCUGAGUACCGGUAGACAAACAUCAGAUUAAGUCAAGAGGGGUCACUCAUUCUUUAGACUAGGUCUCACUAUUACUUUUUCA